AUGGGUCCACUACUGCUCUUGGUUGGACUGGUGUUCCUUUACCCCCUUUACCAUGUCAUCUACAAUCUUUUCUUCCACCCCUUAGCCUCCUACCCCGGCCCCCUUCUCUGGCGGGCAAGCUCCUUCCCAUGGAAGCUCACACUCCUCCGCGGGACCAUGCAUCACGAUCUGAUGCGAUUCCAUCAAAAGUACGGCGACACCGUCCGCCUCAAGCCCGAUGAAAUCAGCUACGCAAACGCCCAAGCCUGGAAAGACAUCCACGCACACGUCCCAGGUCGUCCGGAAUUCCUCAAAGACCCCGUUCGCCUCCCCCUGGCACCCAACGGCAUCAUGAGCAUCCUCGUCUCCGACACCAGAAACCACGCCCGCUUCCGCAGCUUGUUCGGCCACGCUUUCAGUGACAAAGGCCUGCGCGUCCAAGAGGCAAACAUCAUCCGCUAUGCCGACCUCCUGGUCGAUGUCCUCCGGGAAGUCGCCGACACGGACUCAGCCAUCGAAAUGGUGCGGUACUACAACAUGGGCAUCUUCGACUCGAUCGGCGCCCUCUCCUUUGGUGAGUCCUUCAACAGCCUGGCCGAUCGAACCCUCCACCCCUGGGUCGACGCCAUCCACAAAAACCUCAAGAGCGUGGCCAUCUCGCACGUCUUGCGGAGCAUGGGAGUCGAGUUCCUCACCCCUUACGUCCUCCCCGAAGAACUGCGGGGGAAGCGCGCCGAGAAUUACAAGUACGCCAUCGAAAAGGUCAACCGCCGGCUGCAAAAGACGGGCGACCAGAAUGACUUUUGGGAUCGCGUCAUCGUCAAGAGCGGCGACGGGAACGAGUCCGGCCAGGGGAUGAGCCAGGGGGAGAUGCUCAACAAUGCCGCCGUGAUGGUCGUUGCCGGGUCAGAGACGACAUCCUCUGUCCUCUGCGGCGCCACAUUUCUCAUGUGCAAAUACGUCAAGUUCGACAAGGCAGCGCACGAGGUCCGCUCGGCGUUCAAGAGGUCGGAGGAUAUCACCCUGUUGACUGUCUCCCCUCUGCCUUACCUCACUGCUGUCAUUGACGAGACCCUUCGCAUGUACCCCGCCGUUCCGGGCCAACCACCGCGCGUCGUGCCCGCGGGAGGAGCCAUGGUUUGUGGCAAAUUCAUCCCCGAGGGCAUGCGCGUCGGUAUAAGCCACAUCGGCACGUAUUACGCCGACUACAACUUCACCAAACCUCACGAAUUCAUCCCCGAGCGCUUCAUCAACAAGGAUGAUCCGAUGUUUGCCAACGACAAUUACGCCGCUUACCAGCCGUGGUCUGUCGGGGUGCGCAACUGCAUCGGGCGCAACCUUGCCUACGCCGAGCUGCGCUUGACACUGGCCAAGUUGCUGUGGCAUUUUGACCUUGUGCUGGACGAGGCCAAGACGGGAGACUUUCUGGACCAGAAGAUCUGGUCCAUCUGGGCGAAGAGGGAGCUGUAUGUCAAGCUGUACUCUCGCAAGGACUGA
Molecule: messenger RNA, 1476 nt
Organism: Podospora anserina S mat+
Lineage: Eukaryota; Fungi; Ascomycota; Sordariomycetes; Sordariales; Podosporaceae
Exons: 2
Coding region: 1-1476 (491 amino acids)
Molecular function (GO): heme binding; oxidoreductase activity, acting on paired donors, with incorporation or reduction of molecular oxygen; iron ion binding
Source: RefSeq, a predicted model, not a curated record